CAAGCAAGUUGCAAGCUAUCUUUGCCAGUCAAAUAAGUAAUUUAAAGGAUCCUUUAUUUUUUGGCGCACAUUGCAACGCAAAAGAAAUUGCUAGUGCCAAGAAACUAAACAAACAUUCAUUCAACCGCUGAACCCUUUUAUAUUUUCAUAGAGCCUAAAAGUUAAAACAAAUAUGAGUUCCACCUUUGAACAACAUUUGGAACAGAUUGUCGCUGAUCUUUACGGCUAUACAAACCACUGUGAUUUCGCCGUCGUCCGGGAUUUUAUACUGGACAAAAUAGUGAAGCAGAAUAAUUUGCUGACAACCACAUGCAAUGUUGAAAGCGUAAACUUUGGCAGCAGAGCUCUAGGAAUCCAGAACUAUGAUAGCGAUUACGACGUGUUGAUAUUGCUCGAGUUUCCCUCUUAUGAAGAUAUUAUCGUACGCCCGGAUCAACAUCGUCCGGGGAUGGUGCACUUGGACUUCAAAAAUAUGUCAUUCAACAGUUUUACGGAGGACACGCUUCUGGAUAAUCGUUGGUAUCUCAAGCGCGAGGAGGUGCAAACAUUGAUGCAGUGCAUCCUGAUGAAUGCCCACGGUCGCACGCUGACGGGCAGGCACUACGAUAAUUACACACUGCGGUACCACCGCAAACCAAAUUGCCACACCAUCACCGCGGAAUCGAAACGCCAUGUGUUCUCCAUCGACUUUGUGCCAGCGAUCAGGAUCCACUUCGAUGGAUGCGACUGGGAAGGGGUACCCAAAUUCUCGCCAGGACCAAAACGGUCAAACGGAUGCACCUUUAUGAUGAGUGCCAUUAAAAGCGAGAUACAUUUCUUUAAUAAGAGCGGUCAGAACAUAAAAGAUGCCCUAUUGUUGCUGAGGGCACUGUGCCAGGCAAAGGACCUGCCCAAGAUUCGCAACUACCAUUUGGUUUCCUUGGCCCUCAACCUAGUGGCCAGUGAAGAUUUUGAAGAUUAUUCGUUGGAAGAUAUCUUUUUAGAUCUCCUCUACGAUCUAGUGGAUGCUAUCCAAUCCAAUGAGCUUUCGUACUUUUGUUAUUCCGAUAGCAAUCUUCUCGCAAACUUAACACCACAGAACCUCGUCGAUUAUAAAAAUGUUUUGGAUAGCGCAUACCUGACCCUCAAAACUUAUCCUGGACAAUAUAAACUUUCUUAUGAGCGCUGCAGCUGGCACUUUUUUGGCGAUGAUAGUGACGAUUAUUAUGACGAUUAAAGGUUAUCAGUUUUAACAUUGACCGAAAA
Molecule: messenger RNA, 1245 nt
Organism: Drosophila suzukii
Lineage: Eukaryota; Metazoa; Arthropoda; Insecta; Diptera; Drosophilidae
Source: RefSeq, a predicted model, not a curated record